Candoia aspera is the source of this 925-nucleotide messenger RNA. It is a transcript of the gene PLGRKT, whose product is annotated as plasminogen receptor with a C-terminal lysine. Bases 157 to 600 code for a protein of 147 amino acids. The transcript is spliced from 5 exons. NCBI's taxonomy places the organism in Eukaryota, Metazoa, Chordata, Lepidosauria, Squamata, Candoiidae. Gene Ontology annotation, cellular component: plasma membrane. Gene Ontology annotation, biological process: positive regulation of plasminogen activation. The record is from RefSeq and is a predicted model, not a curated record.
UUUAAAUGCCUUCGCUGUUUAAACGCAAGUACAAACUCCGGGCAAUCUGUUCGUCGGCCGCGCUGGGAAAAUUGUGCCCGGAAGUCUCUUGCUUCCUGGGCCAACUGCCCGAGUUUCUGACUGAGAGAAGCCUCCCGAGAAGCCGAAAGGAUCAAAAUGGGAUUCAUCUUUUCAAAGUCUGUCAGCGAAAACCUAAAGAAUCAGCAGGAGUUUAUGCUCAUGAAUUCUCGGCUUCAGCUAGAAAGGCAACUUCUGAUGCAAAAUCAAAUGCGUGAGAGGCAGAUGGCCUUGCAGAUUGCUUGGACACGGGAGUUUUUCAAGUAUUUUGGAUCAUUUUAUGGACUUGCAACUGUGGGUCUAACAAUUGGAGCAAUUAAAAAUAAGAAACCUCAACUCUUUCUUCCAAUUGUUCCUUUGAGUUUCAUACUUGCCUACCAGUAUGAUAUGGGGUAUGGAACAUUACUACAAAGAAUGACACGUGAAGCUGAGACCAUAAUCGACACAGAAUAUGCUGUGCUAGAAAUGCCAAAAGGACCCCUCACUUUUGAAGGUCUUGAAAAAGCCAGACGAGCACAAAGCAAAAUUUUUAUUGAGAAAUAAAGUAUAUGCAUUUAUAAUCACGUUGCUGACUUAAACUCUGACACAAGCGUGGCAUGCAGAGCCUUUUCCAAAACAUGAAAAGUUCAUUUUGUCCAGCAGGAAAGGAAUGUAAGGGGGCUACAGCCAGAUCCUCGUUUUCCAUUCCAAAAAAGAGAGAGGCAUAUUUUUAACCAUUUCAAUUAAGGGUAUGAACAGGCAGUUUCUAUGGAUAGAUCAUUGAAGCAAAUUGUUUACAGUACCCUAACCAAAUAAGGUGAAACUUUUUAAAAAGUAUUGUCUGUAUGUCACCUGCUUUAUUAAAUAAAAUGAUUUAAUACAAUACAAA